CGCAGUUUCGACUUUUCGAGUCCGUCACGCUCACUCGAUCAGUCACCAGCAAACCGCGCGUCCGUUUGGAGGGUGUGCUAUACUUUGAAAAAGUAAUAGUAAUUAAUUAAAAAACAGAACAAUCAUGAGCACCAACGAAAAUAACAGUGAAGUGGCCGUCGACAAGGUCGGAGAUGAGAAAACCGGAGACGCAAAAAGUGAUCUAAAAGGAGCGAAAAGGGCAGCCGAGGAGAAAGUAACCGAGGCGAAAAAGGCGCGAAAGGAAGAAAACGGCGGCGGAGAGGACGAGGGUCACAGUGAGGAAGACGAUUUGGAGGGAGAGCUCGAGGGCGAGGAGGAGGACGACGAGGACGUGGAGGGCGAGGAGGGGGAGGAGGAUGAAGAGGAAUUAGGAGAGGGAGAGGACGACGACCUUGAAGAUGAGGAGGUGGAGGACGACGAGUUAGUAGGCGAAGAAGAAGAGGAUGAUGCGUAAUACGCCUCGUGCCUCAUGUUCACGGACAAUGUCACAGUGGUGUAUUAGUGUUUGUGACGCCCGGCCCGGCGGCUGGCGGCCGCGCCUCGCCCCAACUGUACCCCCAGCCCCCCGAAGCCGGCAGUUGGGAACACGCGUGGCCGGCGCUGCUCCCACCAAAACGGGUGCACUUUCUAAUGACAAACGUAAUUUAAGUCAAUACAAUGCAGAAAUAAAUUAAUACGUUUAUAAGUCUGGUACUUGUGUAUCGACGAUGUUUCGCUGAUCGCAGCGACGAUUUUUAUAAUUAAGUCUUAGUAGAAUACUGUUGAACUUUGUCAUAAAAUGUACAAAUGUGUUUUCGAAAGUAAACUUUAUUUUUAAGUACAACCUCCUGUAUUUAGGUUUACCUCCGUAUCCUUAUGGUGAAGUUGUGAUAUUUUUCUCCUCUCGAUCCGUUGUCCAUAGAUCGCGUUUCUAAAUCCGGCGGGGCUGACUUUAACGUAAAAGUAGUGAGCACAGUCACAAGGCUCAAUUCUUCAUUUUACUUGUUGUUGAUGCGAGUUUGUGUGUACAUAUUUAGCGUAAGUGGAUGCUGAAAGGUUUUAUAAACAGUGAUGUAAAAUAUUGGUUAUGAUUUAAUAAUAUUGUCCUAGUUUCCUUAGCUGUGUUUAUAACUGCCGAAAGCUACACGUGAACGUGUCGGUGAGACGACAUGUUUAAAUGUAAUUUUCGUUAGUGCGUCGAUUCCACACUCCUGUUAUUUUCAUACGUACAGCUUUUUAUUUCGAUUACCUAUUAAGUAUUAACUACAGAGGAGUUUGGUGCCGGCGAAUGUUUGUAUGAUGUAGAUUUUGUUCUAAGGAGUCUUCGCUUUGUUAGAAAAACAUCACAAUUUUGCCAUUAUCUUUUGCGAUCGCGCGUCCGCCGCCCGCUCCCCUAGCGACUGAUAAAGAGAGCGCGACGGCCGCAGCGCCGCGAUAGCGAGGCUAACCUUAGCCGGCCCGUAAAUUGUCCAUAUUGUUAGUAAAGAGCCCUCCGUUCGGUAUUGCAAUCCGUUCGGUAUUGCAAUGAUUCGAUGUGUGGACUAAGAGAUUCCUAGGCUUAACAUUUUAGUAUGUAAGUUCGUACAUCGGACGUGCUACGGCAGGGGACGCGGCGCGCCGCGGCGGGGGGAGGCGGCGUUGGCGUGGGUCCCCCUCCCGCCACGCGUGGCCUCGUUCGAUUUGCCGCGCGCCCGGCGUGGGUCCCCCCGCGCUCCGCCGCCUUCCCGCCGCCGCGCGCCCGCCGCGUCUGACGCUACCGGCCCGUACCAAGCGAUCGCAACGCGGUAGCUCCUAUGGAAAACCACAUUGCGCGUGUUCCAUCGCUCCUAUGUCACGUGGGGUCGCGUCGGGCCGGUGAUGUAUGACGAACGCCCGACUUACCGUUCUACGAGUUUACAUGAGUACGUUCCCACACUACUGAUUGUCACCGGGCUAUGGUCAACUCGAGUAGUAGAAUCGUAUUAUACUUAUUUUUAUACGAGUGCUCGGUAGAUCGGCGGAGUUAAGAAUUGAUGAAAGUUAAGAAAUGAAUUAAAAUUAUUGUUAAUUUAUCUGAACUCGUAAUAAAUAAUAUUAAUUAUUGACAUUGAAAAUAAAUUCAGUAAAAUCGUAUGAUCUUAUUAAUCUGAUGAUCCCGCCUUUCGUUUCAAAUUAUAAUGAGCUAUCGCAUAGGUGCCGUGUACGAUGUACGCCUAAUGUGAAUACCGUACCUUAGAACGACUUAUUUAUUUGUGAUGUUGAACACUUAUUGAUUUUCUAUGAUGAAGGAAAUGUAAAUACAACCGAUUUUAAGUAAAACGUUAUUUUGUU
Aricia agestis (brown argus) is the source of this 2310-nucleotide messenger RNA. RefSeq names its product FK506-binding protein 4-like (gene Bacc). The transcript has 3 exons. The record is from RefSeq and is a predicted model, not a curated record. Lineage: Eukaryota; Metazoa; Arthropoda; Insecta; Lepidoptera; Lycaenidae. The coding region runs from base 125 to 475 and encodes 116 amino acids.